Messenger RNA from Prunus persica (peach), 1883 nucleotides. Its product is annotated as 3-oxoacyl-[acyl-carrier-protein] reductase 4. NCBI's taxonomy places the organism in Eukaryota, Viridiplantae, Streptophyta, Magnoliopsida, Rosales, Rosaceae. The record is from RefSeq and is a predicted model, not a curated record. Bases 404 to 1363 code for a protein of 319 amino acids. Gene Ontology annotation, molecular function: 3-oxoacyl-[acyl-carrier-protein] reductase (NADPH) activity; NAD binding. Gene Ontology annotation, biological process: fatty acid biosynthetic process. The transcript has 11 exons.
AAGAAAAUCCAUUAAGGGCGAUUGACAAGGGACGGUGUCCUUGUGUUUGAGGGUAGGGUGGGGGAGAGCGAGGCUUAGCCCCCUUGUGCUCAGUACUCUGCCGACGAUUUGGAAGAACAUGACAAUUAGCUCUUUUUCUUUUUGUAAGGUUUUAAUUUAGAGGUAUUUGGGACAAUUUAAGUGAGUUUUUGGAUAUAUUUGAAAGUUUGUUUAAAAAACUCCUUGUACACAGUACGCAUUUCCACCGAUAUGCUAAAACCCCUGCUCAGAGAGAGUACACGCCCAUCUUCACAUUCUUCCUCAGUUCUCAGUCUGAUAGAUUGAUCUUCUGGCGACCUUACUUGCCUCUGUCUCUUCCUCCUCCUCUUCUUCGUCUGUGGCACCAGCCAUUCUCAGACUCUCAAUGGCGGCCACGAUCGCCUUCAACGCCGUUGGAGCUUCGGGUCGACUCUCCCGCCAAUUAUCUCACCCACGAAGCUCCUAUCCACUUCUCGGCAGGAUCCGACUGCAUCGCGUUGCCCCGACCCGAUUUUCGAGAUCCUCAUCCUCCUCCUCUGGCUCUGCAGGAAUUAGGGCGCAGGUGGCGGCCGUCGAGCAAUCGAGCGCUGCUGUAGCUCAGAACGUGGAGGCUCCUGUGGUUAUCGUCACUGGAGCUUCUAGAGGAAUUGGCAAAGCUGUUGCGCUCGCUCUCGGCAAGUCUGGUUGUAAGGUUCUGGUAAACUACGCAAGGUCAUCUAAGGAAGCUGAAUUAGUUUCCAAGGAGAUUGAGGCAUCUGGUGGUCAAGCUCUGACAUUUGGGGGUGAUGUUUCAAACGAAGAAGAUGUAGCGGCAAUGAUUAAAACUGUGGUUGAUGCAUGGGGAACAGUUGAUGUGUUGGUUAAUAAUGCUGGAAUAACACGGGAUGGCUUGUUGAUGAGAAUGAAAACAUCCCAAUGGCAGGAGGUUAUUGAUUUGAAUCUUACUGGCGUGUUUCUGUGCACACAGGCUGCAGCGAAAGUUAUGAUGAAACAGAGAAAGGGAAGAAUAAUCAAUAUAGCAUCUGUUGUUGGUCUUGUUGGCAAUGUUGGACAAGCCAACUACAGUGCUGCAAAGGCUGGAGUAAUUGGCUUUACGAAGAGUGUCGCCAAGGAAUAUUCAAGCAGGAGCAUUAAUGUCAAUGCUGUAGCACCUGGUUUUAUUGCAUCUGAUAUGACUGCCAAGCUUGGAGAAGACAUAGAAAAGAAGAUCUUGGGAACCAUCCCCCUAGGGCGAUAUGGUCAACCUGAAGAAGUCGCAGGACUGGUGGAAUUCUUAGCGCUCAAUCCCGCUGCCAGUUACAUUACUGGACAGGUAUUGACCAUUGAUGGAGGGAUGGUGAUGUGAGAGGCCAAGUCCUGCACCCCACGAGCUUCAUCUUACAGAAGGUUUUAAAUGACGCUUCAUCUUACAGAAAGUUUCAAACGAAGAGGCAUUUCUUUAUAUUCCAUUCUUGACCGGCUUCUAGUUUCAAACUGAAUAGAAGAGUAGAAGGAUAAUAUAUAUAUAUAUAUAUUUUUCGUUUAGCAAAGGUUGUUAAAAUAUAUUCUGUGACACUUGUGAACAGUGUAAGAGAAAAAAAGACUUGAUAGGAAUUAUUUUUGUGUAGUGGUUUCAGUCUCCAGAUGAUACUAAAGCGUUCUACUUUACUAGUUUAAAUUUUCAGGCUGUGUAUCGUUUAUAUGGGUUGCAUAUGAAGUCUUUUGUUAUUCUCUGUGUGGAGGUAGAAAAUCUGAAGCCUGUAGGCUUGCUUUUAACCACUUUGUAAAGCUAUUGGUCGAAAGGCCACAUAGCCCUCCUUUGGGUUUGGACAAAUCUUUUAACCACUUUGUGGAUAGUAUCAUAACAUGGAUGUUAACUUUAAUUA